Molecule: messenger RNA, 1641 nt
Organism: Hippopotamus amphibius kiboko
Lineage: Eukaryota; Metazoa; Chordata; Mammalia; Artiodactyla; Hippopotamidae
Product: ras-related GTP-binding protein B-like
Exons: 2
Coding region: 205-1215 (336 amino acids)
Biological process (GO): regulation of autophagy; positive regulation of TOR signaling; cellular response to amino acid stimulus
Cellular component (GO): lysosome; Gtr1-Gtr2 GTPase complex; nucleus
Molecular function (GO): GTP binding; GTPase activity
Source: RefSeq, a predicted model, not a curated record
UGAGGUACCUGCGCUCCGGAAGGGCGGGCGGUUAGGUCGUUGCUGCAGCAGCCUCUGGCGGACUCUCCAGAACGCCCAGGCUCGGGAACAAGGAGCCGACUGAGGCAUUCAUCGCUUAGUCCCUACGGCACGGGCCUGCUCUUUCUGCCACCUCAGCCUUCCGCGUCCCCACCUCUUUUCGGGUGGGUGCUACCAAAUACAGCCAUGAAGAAAAAGGUGCUGUUGAUGGGUAAAAGUGGGUCCGGUAAGACCAGCAUGAGGUCUAUUAUCUUUGCAAAUUAUAUUGCAAGAGACACACGUCGCCUUGGUGCAACAAUACUAGACCGUUUACAUAGUCUUCAAAUUAAUAGCAGUUUGAGCACCUACUCUCUCGUAGACUCUGUUGGAAAUACAAAGACAUUUGAUGUAGAACAUUCUCAUGUUCGAUUUCUGGGAAACCUGGUAUUGAACCUGUGGGACUGUGGUGGACAGGACACCUUCAUGGAAAAUUAUUUCACUAGCCAACGAGACAACAUCUUCCGAAAUGUGGAGGUUCUGAUUUAUGUCUUUGAUGUGGAAAGCCGAGAACUGGAAAAGGACAUGCACUAUUACCAAUCAUGCCUGGAAGCCAUUCUGCAGAAUUCUCCAGAUGCCAAAAUCUUUUGCUUGGUGCACAAAAUGGAUCUGGUACAGGAGGAUCAGCGAGACCUGAUUUUUAAAGAGCGAGAAGAAGAUCUGAGGCGUUUGUCUCGCCCAUUGGAAUGCUCUUGCUUCCGAACAUCUAUCUGGGAUGAAACUCUCUAUAAGGCUUGGUCCAGCAUUGUUUAUCAGCUGAUUCCCAAUGUUCAGCAGCUGGAAAUGAACCUAAGGAAUUUUGCUGAAAUUAUCGAGGCUGAUGAAGUGCUUCUAUUUGAGAGAGCCACUUUUCUGGUGAUUUCUCACUAUCAGUGUAAAGAACAGCAUGAUGCCCACAGAUUUGAGAAAAUCAGCAACAUUAUUAAACAAUUUAAGCUGAGUUGCAGCAAGCUGGCUGCCUCUUUCCAGAGCAUGGAAGUCAGGAACUCUAACUUUGCCGCUUUCAUUGAUAUCUUUACAUCCAACACUUAUGUGAUGGUCGUGAUGUCUGAUCCAUCCAUUCCUUCUGCAGCUACUCUGAUCAAUAUCCGCAAUGCCAGGAAACACUUUGAAAAGCUGGAAAGAGUGGAUGGACCAAAGCAGUGUCUUCUCAUGCGUUAAAACAUUGCCAAAUGCUGUUUCAGAAAAAAAAUUGGACUACUCUUUCUUAAUCUUAAUGUUGUAUUAGUAUAUAUAGGCUCUGAAAUGUUGUGAUGCUUAUCACUUGUGUAUUUCUUUCCUACUCCCCAGUCUUAAUGUUUAACCUUGAAUGCUCUUUACUCAAAUAGCCAGUGAGGAGUUAGAAGAUGAGUUGUCUAUGAAGUUGGUGUGACAUUAAAAUAGGUGAUAUAUUAGUGUUCUGAUAACAAUGUUCUAAUAGUGUAAGUGUUAUGAUAACCUGGUUCCAGUCAUUGUGUAUGCCAAAGCCUUUCCCAACAUCAUCUUGUAUUCCUUACCAGAUAGUAACCUAUACGUUUGGAAUAUUACUGUUUUCUCAGCAUGCAUUAAAAAUAUUCCUUAACUACAACUGUAAAUAAACUUUUGCUG